ACGGUCGAGCCGGCUCUCGAAACAGCCUUUCCUUGGCUUCGUCUUCGCUGCAAUUCUUCUACCGUGUCCUGCCGUGCGAGAGUAUCAUGAAACGAAGCGCAGAAUCCCCUUCGACGAUCUUGCGUGCACGACCAUAAACUGCCCAACUUAUGCCUAAAGUCAUGACUUGCGAAUCGCACAUGUAAAUACCUGGUCGACCCCAACGCUUUCCGCCUCUCCGCAUCCAUACCAGUCAACGCACACUGUUCUCGUGGACGAGACCCUUGGUCAUCUGGAGAUUCGAGGUUCCGGAGCACAUUGAACUACUACGUAUUGCCUGUCAGAUCAAGGUCUUGGGUGGUGGAAGCCCGCGGAUUACCCAUGCCACAUACUGUACAAGGUCUCCCGGAAACCGCUCCUCUUUGACUUCACGCACACAAACUCAGUCUGCCAUCGAGCUCUCGGUCUGAUCGGCCGCUUCGUGACAUCCGAGGGCACAACUUCUAUUAUUAUUCUCGAAACGAUCGCCAUCCCCAGACCGCCUGUCACCUCUGCGUCCGCGAAACCGCAAAUGUGGUGCACGAAGGAGUCCUAGGACGCAACUAUACCAGCAACAAUCAUGACUCUCAGACUUCUUCAACGUCAGGCGACGGGUCCGCCGCCGGAUCCAGCUCGAUGCGCAGAGAGCAAUGCUCACGAGAUCCUGGGUAUCACGGGAGCCAUGAUGACUCUGGCACUCAUCACCUGUGGAACACGAUUCGCCGUCAGAAUCCUCAUGGUCAAAUCUUUUGGAGCCGACGAUUAUGUCAUGCUAUCUGCUUUACUGCUUGCCAUUGCGACUUUCGCAUGCUUCAUUGGCGAAGUACAUGACGCGCAGGCAGUCGGUCGACAUAUCGAAUGCAUAUCACCAGAACAGAGCUCGUUGUUCGCAAAAUGGAUGUACGUCCACUCACUCAUCGUGAUGUGGGGUGUGGUCUUGGUCAAAAUAUCCAUCGCAUUGUUCUUGAUGCGCCUUGUGCCACCUGGAAAGAACUGGAAGGCAAUUCUGUGGGCUACAAUCGUCUUUCUCAUAGCAUUCAUGCUAGCUUGCACCGGCACUCUCGUCUUCCAAUGCUGGCCGAUCAAAGCAGCCUGGGACUUCGCAGCUCGGCAAACGGCGAGCUGCUUUUCCAACGAUACCUUCUCUGCCAUUGGUCUGAUGAACAGCUGCAUUAAUGUCGUGACCGACUUCCUCCUGGCCGCCUUACCAAUUCCUGUCAUCAUCAAGCUGCAAGUGAACAGACGCACCAAAAUCUCCCUGAUCGCCAUUCUCAGUCUUGGAUACUUUGCCUGUGCAGCCGGAAUUGUCAAAGCUGUCAAGCAAUCCCGUUGGUUCGAUGAGGCCGAUCCAUUCUGGCACAACUCUUUCAAUGUCUGGAACAUGAUCGAGCUUUGCAUCGGAAUCACAGCAGCUUCGCUUCCGGCCCUGCGGCCUCUCUUCGCCAAGAUUUUGGCAUCUACCAAAGAUGCUUUCAGCUACUCCUUCGGCUCCAAGGACCGCACGACUCCCAGCGCCAACCUCCGAUCCAAGAACAACCUUUCGGAAAAUCACGACGUCGCACUAUCCGACAUGAAGUACCUCAGCGCAUCGUCUCACAACGAUUCCAUCAGCAAGUCACACAGGAACAAAGCCAGCGUGGACGAAGAUCCGCUAUUCCCAACCGGUGGAAAACGAUAUACUGUCGGCGUGACUGCUACACACGAUCAUAGUGAUGAUGGAUCUUGGGAGGAUGUCGAGAUGGGAGGAAUGAGGAAUGGCAGCCAGGAACGACUGACACGGAAUUCGCUGACGACGACCUCGCCGACGCAAAACCACCAACGUCAGAUCUUCAAGACGACGGAUAUUACGAGCUCGUCACAUCAUGUCGACGAUGCUUCGGUGAGACAUUUGCGAUGAGCCAAAUUCCAAGCCGCGCCAUGUAGGCGCUUUUACCAAUAUUCAACGAGGACAUCUCGAGCUUCGAAACUGUAGGACUUUGUCACUUGAUUGUCAUUUCUGAUCCACACAAGAUGCAAUAGGAUUGGUCCUGGUCAACCAGACCAUUACGAUUUUACGAGAUCACGAUUCGCUUGGAAGAGCAGGAUAUAUUAUUAGGCACGCGCGGAAAGCUGCCAGAAGGGAAAGAAAGGGACACCAGUGGCCAUGUUCGCAAGCAAGCGAAUGGACAGAUAUUGGGCUUCAUAUGGGAAGCAAUCUCACAGGGAAAAGGCACAGGAUCUGGCCCGUCUGGAGUUCACACCGAGAGGAGAACGGUGUCUAGGCUGCGGCAGAACACGAUAUGCAUAUGGAUAUGGAUCCACUCCGGAUGCUGGCCCAAAUAGGACAUACUCUCGAGAGACUGCGACUCUGGAUACCACACGUGGAGACGAGAAGUCUCGAUACGACAUUCAACAAGCAAGCGUCAACUCAACAAAGCUUCAUCAAUCCACAUCGGAGAAUUGUUCAACCUCUAUUUAUUUUUGUGGGGAGUGGCAUGAUCGAUCACUAUAUCCACACGGCCCGGAAAAGAGCCAGAAGUGGAAGGUCGGGUCGGUGUCGGUUGAGAGUGGAGGAAUUAGGCAGAACUCCUCCUGUCUUUGCCGCAAUGAAUCUGUCGCAGAUAGUACAGAUGCGAGAUAAUGUAUACACCGCGAGAUUUGCACGCGUAUAUGUCUCAGACGUGAAUGUUGAGACAGC
Messenger RNA from Cercospora beticola, 2695 nucleotides. RefSeq lists its product as uncharacterized. Lineage: Eukaryota; Fungi; Ascomycota; Dothideomycetes; Mycosphaerellales; Mycosphaerellaceae. The record is from RefSeq and is a predicted model, not a curated record.